This is a messenger RNA of Podarcis raffonei (Aeolian wall lizard), 3758 nucleotides long. Its product is annotated as zinc finger protein 271-like. The record is from RefSeq and is a predicted model, not a curated record. Lineage: Eukaryota; Metazoa; Chordata; Lepidosauria; Squamata; Lacertidae. The coding region runs from base 174 to 3191 and encodes 1005 amino acids. The transcript has 3 exons.
CAAAUCUUCCACUGUGGGGAGACAGCCCUACGGCCGGCUGUGUAGCUGAGGGGUUUUGAAACAUCGCCACCUCCGUCUGGUCCGCUUCUCGAAAUCGCCCAAGGCUUGAUGGUUGGCAUGUAGGCCGAGAGUGAUGCAAAAGCGGAACUGGUUGAACCAAGCCCAAAGACAAAAUGGCCGCUGAGCAAAGGACGGUGUUCUGUUUGGCUCCCCACCCGUAUGAGGCUGUGGCGGAGAAGGCAGUGAAAAUGGAAGAGCUGGACCCGGCGGGAUCCACCCCACCAGAGGGGCCAAAACGAUUCAGAAAGACCCCCCAAGGUGGGACCAUUGGGGAAUGCCUCAGCCGGGCCAUUGCGAAGCAAGCCGAGUGUGAGCUGGAUGAUGGCUUGUUGUCCCACUGCUGGGAGGCCCAGUGGCAGGAGUUCCUGAAGAACGUACAGUCUCCAUUUUCCGGGUGGACCAGCUCUCCGCAGCUCCCCGUUCCAUUGGCUCUCUCGGAAACAUCGGCCAGGGUUUGCCAGCAAGAAGCGGCGAGCGGUCUUCCUUCAGGCAUCCGAGAGGGGUCCCCCAGGACCGAUGCGCAGCCCAUAGAGAAAGCGGGUUGCGGGGCUGUGAAGGGGGAGACCCCGCACGAGGGAGAGGCUCCCGGUGCCGAAACACGGCGCCAACGUUUCCGCUGGUUCUGCUACCAGGAGGUCGAGGGGCCCCGGGAAGUCUGGGCCCGGCUGCGGGAGCUCUGCUGUGAGUGGCUGACGCCCGAGCUCAACUCCAAGGCACGGAUCGUGGAUUUGGUGAUCCUGGAGCAGUUCCUGGCCAUCUUGCCGGAGGAGAUCCAGAGCUGGGUGGGCGAGGGCGGGCCGGAGACCUGUGCCCAGGCGGUGGCCCUGGCUGAAGACUUCCUGCUGAGGCAGCAGGAGGCAGAGAGGUGGAAACAGGAGUUCCUGGGAGAAUUUGAGGAGGUGGCGAUGAGUUUCUCUCGAGAAGAGGAUACUGGAAAGAGUCCCCACCCCAGGGAGAUCAAGCAAGAAGGCCAGGAGGGGGCCACGUUGCUGGCAGGCGAUGGCUGGGAGAGCGAGGAAGAAAGGCCCUCAUUUGAGGUGCCGUUGGAAAGAAUAAAGCCUCGAGACCCAGAAGAGCGCUUUGGGGAUCAAGACGGGAUGAGGCAGGAAGAGAGAAUACAAACAGACAAGAGUCAGAGUGAUAAAUCCAUCCUUUGCCGGAGUGCUGCAUCUGGUGAAACUGUAGCACAACGAAGAGUUUCCACGGGAAAGCGACAGUUUGUGUGCAAUAUUUGUGGGAAAACUUUUACUCAGAAAUCAAACCUCAACAGGCACCAGAGAAUCCACACGGGAGGAAAGAAGUAUCAGUGCUUUAAGUGUGGGAAAACCUUUAAUUGGGAGACUAGCUUUACUAGACAUCAGAGAUUCCAUACGGGUGAAAAGCCUUACCCGUGCUUAGAAUGCGGGAAGAGCUUCAGUCGGAGUGCAAACCUUAACAUCCAUCAGAGAAUUCACACAGGAGAGAAACCGCACCAGUGCGUAGACUGUGGUCAGAGCUUUAGUCAUAUCUCCAACCUCGUCAGGCACCACAGAGUUCAUACUGGAGAGAAGCCUUAUAAAUGCCUGGAGUGCGGGAAGGGUUUCACUCAAAAAUCAAACCUUAUCAAACAUCAGAGCGUGCACUCGGACGACAAACCACACAGGCACUCUUCUUAUGGGAAGCGAUUCAGUCAGAGGCCAAACCACAACAGACUCGAACGGAUUCCGUUUGGAGAAAACGCAUGCAAAUGCUUCAAGUGUGGGAAGGUCUUUUCCCGGAGAGGGAACCUCCUCAGGCAUCAGAGCAUCCACACAAAAGAUAAGCCGCAUAAGUGUCCGGAAUGCGGGAAACGUUUCAACCAGAGGACAAACCUUAAUGCUCACCAGAGAAUUCACACCGGAGAGAAGCCUUACAAAUGUCCGGACUGUGAGAAAAGUUUUCGAUGGAGAGCACACCUCCUCAUACACAAGAGACUGCACACAGGGGAGAAACCGCACAAGUGUGGUGAUUGUGGGCAGAGCUUUAGCCAGAGAUCCAACCUUGUGAGGCAUCACCGAAUCCACACUGGAGAGAAGCCCUACCGAUGCUCAGACUGUGGGAAGAGCUUUGGUCAGAAAUCGAACCUGAUCAAACAUCAAAAGAUUCACACUGAAGACAAUGCUCUCAAUCCAAAACCAAACCAUAUUCGGCGCGAAAGAAUUAUCACAGGAGAAAACCUGUAUAAGUGUUUCAGAUGUGGGAAAACAUUUUCCCGGAGAGGGAACCUUCUUCGACAUCAGAGCAUCCACAGCAGGGAGAAACCACACAAAUGCGCUGACUGUGGGAAGAGGUUCAAUCAGAGAACGAACCUCAUCAGCCACCAGAGGAUUCACACAGGUGAGAAACCUUUCAAAUGUUCGGAUUGUGGGAAGAGUUUUCGUCAGAGCCCGCACCUUAUCAAUCAUCAGAAAGUCCAUACAGAAGAGGAGGCAUCAUACAGAAGUUCAGGUUGUCCGGAAAGUGUAGAUCCAGGAUUGAACCCUAGCAGACAUGAGAGAAUUGAGGUGGGAGAAACCCCGUAUGAAUGCCUUAAGUGUGGGAAAAUCUUUAAUUGGCAAUCAAACUUCAUCAGGCAUCAGAAAAUCCAUGCUGGUGAAGAGCCUCACAAAUGCUCUGACUGUGGGGGGAAAUUCAACCGAAGGAAAAACCUCAUUGCCCACCAGAGAAUCCACAUGAGAGACAAGCCCUACAAAUGUCCAGAUUGUGAACAGAGCUUCACGUGGGAAGCUCACCUUAUCAUCCAUCAAAGAAUCCACACGGGAGAGAAACCCCAUCAAUGCACAGAGUGCGGGCAGAGCUUCAGCCAGAGGUCCAACCUUAUCCGGCAUCAGAGAAUCCACACAGGUGAGAAGCCCUACAAAUGUACAGACUGUGGCCAGAGUUUCAGUCAGAGAACGCACCUUGUUGUACAUCAGAGAACGCACACGGGAGAGAAACCGCACAAAUGCCUGGACUGUGGGCAAGGCUUCAGUCAAAGGGCGCACCUUACAGUGCAUCGGAGAAUCCACACAGGGGAGAAGCCCCACAGGUGCGUGGACUGUGGGCAAGGCUUCUGUCAAAGAUCUAAUCUUAUCAGGCAUCAGAAGACCCAUGCCUGCGAGAAGAACAAAUAAGAGAUGCUUCCAUUGAAGCCCGUGCUGAGGACAGGGCCAAAACCAUUAUAUAGCACAAGCUGAGAGAGUGACACUUUUACAAAAACUCCAGUCUUGCUAGGCAUCUUGGCAGGAACAGAGACUAGGAGGUACUGCCUGUACCCAGAAAGUUGGGUGGGGACACAAGACCUCUCUUCUAGCUCCCCUUCCUUUUUCUGAGCCUUGCAAAAUAGCGACAGCAGCCGGUGGCUCGCGAUGGGCCAACUACACUUGAAGACAAAAGCAUCUGGAACCCAUUCCGACUUGGGGAAACACCCGAGGCAAGGACUGGGGAACCCGUGGCCCUCCCAGAUCCUGCCAGCCUCCAACUCCCAUCAGCCCCAGCCAGCAUGACCAAAGUUCUUGGGGAAUGAUGGGAGUUGUAGUAUUGAUGGCAUCUGAAGGGCCAAAGGUUCCUUAUUCCUGGCCUAGGCAAGGUGGGGGGUUCUCUGAAUUGGGUUCUUCAUUCUGUUCUACCUGCCGCCUCUGUCUGUCGUCUCAUCUUUCAGUUCAGCUUUCUGGUUCUAUUAAACCCCUUGUGAAGCUGAA